GGAGCUUUUCAAAGUUGUUGGCGAUGCUGUUCAUUUGAUGACGAUAAUUACGAUGAUGAUGAUGAUGGCAAUAAUGAUGACGAUAAUGAUAAAAUCACUUAUGAUACUUGCUGUUGUUAUUGUCCCAUUGAAUCCUGCUGUCAUUAAUGAUUCCAUUGAUAAUGAUGUUGAUAUCACUUGUAAUCUUAUUAUAAUUGUCGUUGGGAACCGUUCGAAAGAAGCUUUCCGCCUUUGUAGUAAUAUUCACAAUGUCACAGUAUUAUAUGAUAGAAAAGGAUAUAGAAAAAAAAAAGAUGGAGCAUUAGAAAUCGGUACGUUCCAUCCGUCGUUCUCUUUCUCUUACUAUUAUUUUAUUCACUUGCCUUUGAUAAUAAUAAUAAAAGUGUUUGUCUUUUUUCCAAGUGGAUAGUCAGGGUAAUGAUGUUCGCAUCCAAGACCAGAAUGCUAAAGGUACAUCUAUUUUAGUGGCCAAUUGAAUCUGUCGCUUUGAAAUAGUCGUUUGAACAUUUACUUUAUAAUUAUUGUGUUUUCCGUUGGUGUUGCUGCUUUUAUUUUCUGUUGCUGUAGAUAUCAAAAACGUACUUCCCAACUUUCAUUGCCGAUUGUGUUUGAUAAUAGUAUACGGAAGAACAGAUAAACGAUAAUGAAAGAGAGAAUCAUUCAAUUCAUAAAAGUAUGUUGAUACCAUAAGAAUUAGAAAGGUGUAAUGUAAAAACAGAAAAAGAGAUGGGAAUGCAUAUUGUACAUUAGAUGAAUAAAAAAAAAA
Molecule: messenger RNA, 766 nt
Organism: Halteromyces radiatus
Lineage: Eukaryota; Fungi; Mucoromycota; Mucoromycetes; Mucorales; Cunninghamellaceae
Exons: 1
Coding region: 38-409 (123 amino acids)
Source: RefSeq, a predicted model, not a curated record